UAGUGCGUUGCGUGGGCUAGCUAUAGCAGCAUUAGCUGUGUAAUGGUGAUGCUCUAGAGGGUCUCUGAGGAUUUCCGAAAUAUCGACGCAGAUCGACAUUUAUGAGAGGAUCUAAUUAAUGCUCUGUGCCAUGUCCUUGAAGAGCCCAUCAGACCUGCUCAAUGAAAACACGUACAUCUCACCUUCCUUGACCCUUGACCAGCUCUGCUUAUCAUAUGAAAGAAGAUUGGGCCCGACAGAGACUCGUGGGUCAGAUGCUUUCUCUCUAAAGAGUCAACUUAAUAACGGCAGCACAAACUCUCUCCAGCUUCUCAAAGGCAUUAUGGGAGGACUAGAUGAUGAUAAUGAUGAUGUAUCCCUCCGGCACCAGGAAGAUGAAUGGAGCAGAAAUCAUGAGAAUGAGCACAGUCUUCCUGUCUCUGAGAGCAAUGCCAAGUGGAUGAAGGAAGAUCAGAAUCAAUUAUGCAAGUUAGCAGAGCAACAGCAGCAGCAAGACCAGAAUCUCAACCUGGUUGAAAACAAGAAUGAAUCCACUGUCAGAAACCCAAACCAGAACUCACAGCGGCGUCAUGAAGUGAAGAACAAGACCCUGAAAGCGCUCUGCUCUGACCUGCACAGUUGGGCAGCUGAUGAACAUCUUCUGAUUUACUCUUCUCAUACUCUGAUGGAGAAGAAUCAAGAAAACCAAGAGCAGAUGAAAGACGUGGAAGCAGAGAGAGAGGAAGAGAAACAUUUAAAUCCCAGUGGAGCAGAGAACGCAGAUUCAUCUGAGAUUCAGAAGAAAGGAGGUGACGGUGGCAGCAGAAAUGCUUGUUUAUUAUUCAGUAAAAACGUCAUUCCCAGCGACGAGGACUCCAGCUGCAUGUCGCUGUCUCAGGGAAGCACUGCAAGCAGCUCCCCAGAUGGAGAGCCAGAGUCCUACUGGGAUGGCAGUGCUUUUGAAACAAACACAGAUCUGCCCGCUGGUUGGAUGCGAGUGCAGGACACAUCAGGCACCUACUACUGGCACAUUCCCACAGGGACCACGCAGUGGGAGCCACCUGGACCCCUAGAGGAGAGAGCAGCCAGCACCUCACCUGCGCUCACACCUGGUGACCAGCCUCAGAUUUCAUGGAGUGGUGUUUCUCAUCCAAACACAUUCACUGAGGAAGAGCAUUGGCAGAAGGUGGACGUGGCUUCUGAUGAAAGUCUGAAGGAGUUUGAGGGAGCGACUCUACGUUAUGCCUCCAUCAAUCUCAGUUUUUCUCAGUCUGAGGAGGAAGAGGAACAGACUUAUUUCAGCAGUAAUGAGGGGGCGAAGUGCUUUGCGGUGCGUUCUCUGGGCUGGGUGGAGAUCUCAGAAGAGGAGAUGGCUCCUGGCAGGAGUAGUGUUGCAGUUAAUAACUGUAUCCGACAGCUGUCCUACCAGAAACACAAUCUAGAUGACACAGCUGGCUUCUGGGGCGAGGGGAAGGAAAUGCUUCUGGUGCUGGAGAAUGAGACUCUGAACCUGAUCGAGCCUCACGGUCGAACGCUGCUGCACUCUCAGCCCAUCAUCAGCAUCCGUGUGUGGGGAGUUGGACGUGAUGAUGGCAGGGACUUUGCAUAUGUGGCACGAGACAAGUUGACUCACGUGCUCAAGUGUCAUGUAUUUCGGUGUGACACCCCUGCUAAGAACAUUGCCACAAGCCUGCAUGACAUCUGCUCAAAGAUAAUGGCCCAGAGGAAGUCAUCCAGCAGACUGAACACUGACCCCUCAAGACUUGGGGACAUCCCCUUCCAGGAGUUCCCAGCGCCCAAGAAUGAGCUGGUCCAGCGCUUCCAGGUGCACUACUUGGGUCGUGUGCCAGUGACAAAGCCAGCUGGCAUGGAUGUGAUAAAUGUGGCAUUGGAGACUGCUCUUAACAGCAAAGACAAGGAUUGGACACCUGUGACUGUGAACGUGGCGUCCGCUACACUCACUAUUCUGACUUCUGAGGCGGAGGAAGUUCUUUCUGAAUGUCGUGUGCGUUUCCUGUCAUUUAUGGGAGUUGGGAAGGAUGUGCACACGUUUGCAUUCAUAAUGGCAGAGGGACCUGGAGACUUCAUAUGUCACAUGUUCUGGUGCGAUCCAAACGCUGCGAGUCUAAGUGAGGCCGUACAGGCCGCCUGUAUGCUGAGGUAUCAGAAGUGUUUGGACGCUCGGCCCCCCAGCGGUGGCAGCUCUUGUCUGCCCGGGCCGCCUGCUGACUCUGUGGCCCGCAGGGUGGGAUCCAGUGUGAAGAAGGGGGUUCAGAGUCUGCUGGGGAGCUUCAAGAGAUCUGGAUCUCAGACACCCUAAAAAGAAAAACACCUCCUCUGCAGUGCUCACUACAAAUAUGUUUUGUUCUGUGUGUGUGU
Messenger RNA from Carassius carassius (crucian carp), 2358 nucleotides. RefSeq names its product amyloid beta precursor protein binding family B member 1-like. Gene Ontology annotation, cellular component: cytoplasm; nucleus. Gene Ontology annotation, biological process: regulation of DNA-templated transcription. The record is from RefSeq and is a predicted model, not a curated record. The transcript is spliced from 14 exons. NCBI's taxonomy places the organism in Eukaryota, Metazoa, Chordata, Actinopteri, Cypriniformes, Cyprinidae. Gene Ontology annotation, molecular function: amyloid-beta binding; transcription factor binding. The coding region runs from base 119 to 2299 and encodes 726 amino acids.